Sitophilus oryzae (rice weevil) is the source of this 661-nucleotide messenger RNA. It is a transcript of the gene RpS24, whose product is annotated as 40S ribosomal protein S24. The transcript is spliced from 5 exons. Gene Ontology annotation, molecular function: structural constituent of ribosome. Gene Ontology annotation, biological process: translation. NCBI's taxonomy places the organism in Eukaryota, Metazoa, Arthropoda, Insecta, Coleoptera, Curculionidae. Gene Ontology annotation, cellular component: ribosome. The record is from RefSeq and is a predicted model, not a curated record. The coding region runs from base 101 to 508 and encodes 135 amino acids.
CAAAACUUUCUGUAUAUGUCAAAAUUGUCAAAAGGACGGGCAAACGCCAAAUUUUAGAAAAAGAAGAGUUCUCUUAGAAAUUUUCUUUUAGCCGUUCAAAAUGACGGAAGGAACAGCUACAAUUCGUACCAGAAAAUUCAUGACCAACAGACUGUUGUGUCGAAAGCAAAUGGUGGUAGAUGUUCUACAUCCAGGGCAACCUUCUGUUAAGAAAACAGAUAUAAGGGAAAAGCUCGCCAAAAUGUACAAGGUUAUGCCUGAUGUCAUCUUUGUUUUUGGUUUUCGUACAAACUUUGGUGGUGGAAAAUCAACAGGCUUUGCUUUGAUUUACGAUACAUUAGAUUUUGCCAAGAAAUUUGAACCCAAACACAGAUUACAGAGGCAUGGUCUUUAUGAAAAGAAACAACAGACACGUAAACAACGUAAAGAACGAAAGAACAGAAUGAAGAAAGUACGUGGAACCAAGAAGAGUAAAGUUGGAGCAGCAGCCAAAAAGGGAGGCAAAUAAUAUUUCAGUAAACGGGUUACAUAUGAUAUGGCAUUCCAUUGUGUCUCAAGUACUGACUGUAUUGAAAGGACUAUUUAUUUGAAACACAAUAUCCAUCUGAAUGUCUAUGUAAUAUAUAACUUUUCCACUAAAUAUAUUUUAAGUUUAUUGUAA